AUGAAACCCUUUACACCAAAUGAAAGUGAUACCGAGGAUGAAAUCUAUGAUGACUCCGAUGCAGAUCCAGAUUUUGAAUUAGAAACUGACAAGUCACAUAAGAUUUCAAGAUGGUUCUCUUCCGAUAAUGAAACUCCUGAUAAUGAAUCUCCCAAUAAUGAAUCACCUUCCGAUAAUGAGAACGGAGAUGAAGUGAUAUCUGAAUCAACUAGUAAUUCAUUAGCCAAAGAUUUAACCAAACCAUUGAAGUGGUUCGAAGAAGCUUUAAGACCUGUCAAAUACAGAGAACAACUUUCUAUUCCAAAAGCACCAGCACCUUGGAGUCUCGAUGCAGAACUAGAAUCGACUGGUUCUUUAAGUGAUGUUACAGAAUCCGCAAAGGAAAUGACAACCGAUCCUUUACUUGAUUUACCAGGAUGUUCAACAGCGCCGCAUCUAAUUUCGCAGGGUGAACUUAAUGACUUAGUUCGAGAUCUAAGCCUUUCAAAAUCGCAGUCCGAACUUUUAGCAUCCUGA
Molecule: messenger RNA, 516 nt
Organism: Psylliodes chrysocephalus
Lineage: Eukaryota; Metazoa; Arthropoda; Insecta; Coleoptera; Chrysomelidae
Source: the annotation of a GenBank genome assembly